Merops nubicus (carmine bee-eater) is the source of this 943-nucleotide messenger RNA. RefSeq names its product short transient receptor potential channel 3-like. The transcript has 4 exons. Gene Ontology annotation, biological process: calcium ion transmembrane transport; regulation of cytosolic calcium ion concentration; manganese ion transport. The annotation marks the transcript as partial. The record is from RefSeq and is a predicted model, not a curated record. Lineage: Eukaryota; Metazoa; Chordata; Aves; Coraciiformes; Meropidae. Gene Ontology annotation, cellular component: membrane; cation channel complex. Gene Ontology annotation, molecular function: inositol 1,4,5 trisphosphate binding; store-operated calcium channel activity.
GAUGACAGUGAUGUAGAAUGGAAGUUUGCUCGCUCUAAACUUUGGUUAUCGUAUUUUGAUGAUGGAAAAACAUUACCUCCACCAUUCAGUCUUGUACCAAGCCCCAAAUCUUUUUUCUAUUUCAUCAUGAGGAUCAUUAACUUUUCUAAGUGCAGGAGGAGACGACUACAGAAGGACAUUGAAAUGGGAAUGGGAAAUUCCAAAUCUAGGUUAAACCUGUUCACUCAGUCGAACUCUCGAGUUUUCGAAUCACACAGUUUUAACAGCAUUCUCAAUCAGCCAACACGCUAUCAGCAAAUAAUGAAAAGACUGAUAAAACGUUAUGUUCUGAAAGCACAAGUGGACAAAGAAAACGAUGAAGUAAAUGAAGGUGAACUGAAGGAAAUCAAACAGGACAUCUCCAGUCUUCGCUACGAACUUCUGGAGGAUAAGUCCCAAGCAACAGAAGAGUUAGCAAUUUUAAUACAUAAACUCAGUGAGAAACUAAAUCCUAAUAUGCUGAGAUGUGAAUGAUUAAAGAAAGGAACUGCGGCUUCGAUUACAGCACAACUAUUUACUGGCAAUAAUAUUUCAGUAUCUUAUACUUGAAAAAUGUAUUGUAGAUUUUUAGCACUAAAUAACUUUAUGUACAGCUUCUCUGGAAUUUAGUCUUAGGAAAUUUUAUUAACUCACCACAAAAAAAAAUUUGCUCUCUUUGUUUUAAUUGUCUAAAAGCAAGAACUAUCUUAAUUUAAUUAUCUUAAUUUUUUGGUUUUGCAUUUAUGCAUUAAAAGGUGUAACGGUAUGAAUUGCUGGUAUGUUAACAGGUGUGUGAGUACAUGUUGAGAAUCCUUUGCACUAAAUUUGCAAGAAAAAUUGUAAAUAACAGGUACAGCCCGGGACUGUGUUCCUUGCAGCAACUGGGUACGACUAGGAUUUUUUAUAAUGCCAUAAAUGGACUAGA